UUUUAUUCCUAUUCCUUUUUUAUGUAUAGCCAGUUAGAGGCUUAGAUGUUUUUUCCUUAAUCGUUGUAGUAAUCUCUCAACCAUUUUUAAACAUUUUCUUGUAAAAAAAACAAUUUCAUCUUAUUUUUAUCCUUCUGUUCCAAAACUGUAUUCGCCGGAUCUCCCCCGUCGAUCCACAUUCCGUUGCCGGCGUUUCUCAUCGAUCAAUAUUCAUCUUAAAAUUUGCAACUAGUAAUAUACAAUUCCUGGGAACGAUGAGUCAGGUGUUUGAAAGAUACGAGCGACAAUACUGUGAGCUUUCUGCAAAUCUCUCAAAGAAGUGUACUUCAGCUUCUUCUCUUGAUGGAGAACAAAAGAAGCAGAAGCUAUCUGAUAUUAAAUCUGGAGUUGAGGAUGCAGAAACACUGAUUAAGAAAAUGAAUCUCGAGGCAAGAAGCUUACCACCUAAUGUUAAAUCCAGCCUUCUUGUCAAAUUAAGGGAAUACAAAUCCGAUCUGAACAAUUUCAAGAAUGAGGUGAAGAGAAUCACAUCCGGUAACCUAAACGCUGCUGCUCGAGAUGAGCUGCUAGAAGCUGGUAUGGCUGACACAAGGACGACUUCAGCUGAUCAAAGAACAAGACUGAUGAUGUCUACGGACCGUUUAGGCCGAACAACAGACAGAGUCAAGGACAGUCGGAAAACGAUGCUGGAGACUGAAGAGCUUGGUGUUUCAAUCCUUGAGGAUUUGUACGGGCAGAGGCAGUCUCUAUUACGCGCACAUGAGACGCUUCAUGGAGUCGAUGAUAACGUUGGGAAGAGCAAGAAAAUAUUGACAGCGAUGACAAGGAGGAUGAAUAGGAACAAAUGGACCAUCGGGGCGAUCAUUACAGUCCUUGUCCUCGCCAUUAUCUUGAUCUUGGACUUCAAACUCACCAGGUGAAACCGUGGAAAGCCUCUGCUUUGCAACUCCCUGCCUUGUCAGAGAUCUAUGUGACUGAACAGCUUUUGUGUGUUCUCUCUUCUUCUCCUUAUUCUCUCGAGUGUGUUUUUGAUUAAAGUCUUUCGACUCUUCUAAUCAAAGUUACUCUGGUCAAUGCCAUUGUUGUAGUCGCUGUUUUGUUGCUGACUUUUCCUCUGAUUCUGAAAAAAGCUAAGAUUGAGAUUAGAACUCUGAGUACUAUUAAAUACAUGUUUUGUGAUUGAUUUGUGCGGAAGCUCUUGUCCUUUUGGUUUGUGUUCUCCA
Messenger RNA from Thlaspi arvense, 1223 nucleotides. NCBI's taxonomy places the organism in Eukaryota, Viridiplantae, Streptophyta, Magnoliopsida, Brassicales, Brassicaceae. The record is from the annotation of a GenBank genome assembly.